CAUGUGAUCCAGCAAACACAGCCCUUGGCAGGGUUGCACGGAGGCCUGAACUGGCCCCUCUCUGAAAGGAGAAGGUUAGUUUUGUUGUUUGAGAUGCACAGGGCACCCCAGCUGACUCUUUCCUAUGGCAGUGAGUGCCUGCAGAGCACCUGGGAGAAAGCCUACCAGAAUCACAGGAAAAAGGUCCGGAGCGCCCAGCCGAUCGUGGAUACCCGUGCCCCGCUGUCCCUCAGCCACCUCCACCUGAACCUCAAGAAGCUGAAGCUGGAGGAGGAGCGGCUCUCUGUCAUUGACAGGGACAACCGUCUGCUGCUGGAAAAGAUGUCCUGCAUUAUGAGGUCUAAGGGACAGACCACCAACAGAAAUGACUACACACACAGGAGUCCAAACAGGGAGAAAAGAGAACAGGAACUUCGUACAGUGCAAAGAGAAAAUAAAAUUAUUCUGGGAAGGAUCACGAACUCAGAGCCGUUGUAUCUAGCUCAAAGAUGGCAAGAAGAUUGGACAAGAACUGAGAAGUACAGGAAGGCCCUUGCAAAGUAUCGUGGGAGACAGCAGACAUGCCAAGGGAAAAGCAGGAACCAAAAUUUAACUUUAUAAGGCCACACCAAGCCUGGACCCAAAAAGUGAAGUGGGAAGGGAGGACUCAGAACACAAAUUGCAAAAAAGAAGACAAGUCUGAGAAGCAACAAUGGGGAAAUGGCAAGGCUGCCAUGGGCUCCCCAAUGCCCAAGCCACCACUGGUUGUCAGGGCGGCUGGCCAGGUCCUCUCCACUGUUAUCACAUUGAGGACAGCUGUAUAUGUGCAUGAGGCAGCACUCUAAAAUAGUGUGUGUUUACACAAUGUACUUGACCACAUGAUGCAGCAAAACUAUUUUUUGUGCUUCUUAGGCUGAUAACUGGAAACAAAUUAUGUAAAGUAAUAUUGGGAGUUCACGGAUUUCAAAGCAGAUUUCUUUCUCUAGCUAUUAAUACUUACUCUGUUACCAUAUUUUGUGCUGUUGCCGAUUUGUUUAUAAUUCCCAGGUGGAUUUGUAUAAUUUACCUUAAAAACCUGUAAUUUUUUUCUUUAACAAAUAUUUAAAUAAAUCAGAUGAAAACUCAG
Messenger RNA from Pteropus alecto (black flying fox), 1105 nucleotides. RefSeq lists its product as uncharacterized. The transcript has 5 exons. Bases 94 to 600 code for a protein of 168 amino acids. Lineage: Eukaryota; Metazoa; Chordata; Mammalia; Chiroptera; Pteropodidae. The record is from RefSeq and is a predicted model, not a curated record.